Molecule: messenger RNA, 1215 nt
Organism: Guillardia theta CCMP2712
Lineage: Eukaryota; Cryptophyceae; Pyrenomonadales; Geminigeraceae
Exons: 1
Coding region: 1-1215 (404 amino acids)
Source: RefSeq, a predicted model, not a curated record
AUGCGAUCAAGCUUCUUGAACAUGUCGGUCGAAGAGAUCGAUCAAUACUUAACCAGCGAAAGCGAGGGUAGAAGCAGCCUCCUUGGAAGGCGAGCCGAACCAGCCAGAGGGUCUCAGGAGGGGUACUCCUUCCUCUCUCGCAGGGUGGAGCCCGUGUACGUGCGAGACAAUGUCCGCGCGGAAGUGAGCAACAUGUGCGUCCAGUCCAACUUGUUGAGAGCUCCGGUCGAGCCCAUGGCGGUGAGUAUCAGCGAAGAGCGGAAGGCGCCGGAGGUUCAGCCGCAGGCAACGUCGGAGGAAGUGACGGCAGGCUAUGGUGCCUUCCAUGUGGGGGGAGAGGUGCAUGAAGUUCUCAGUCCCAAGUACAAGAGGAUCGAGAAGGUCGCUCUGACCAUCGCGACGUGCUGUGCCCUAGUCUUCGUCGGGCUGCUUGCUGACGACAUCCGCCAAGGCAAGACCCAGAACGUCGCUACUGCAGCUAGCCCACAGAAGCUCGCACAGAUUCCCUCUUCCUGCGGAGGCUUCCUGUGCCCGUACAGCGCAUCCUGCUCCAGGAGCGCAAUGGAGUGCCCGGAGGGGAACCCGUUCCUGAUGCCGGGGAGCGUGUACCGCAAGCUUGUGGACUGCCGUGCUGAGAGUGAGGUCUGUGACUGCGAGCAUCAUCCGGAGGGAUCGUCCUUGUGCUCGGCUCCGAGCGCAGGUCCUGCUGAGUUCAAGCUGGAGGAGGUGAAGGCAGCGGCUGCCGCAGGUGUCCCUUGUUCUCUCUUCCUCUGCCCAAAGAGCUCGCAGUGCGUGAAAUCGCCGAGCCUGUGCUCGGAAGGGUCGCCGUUUGCCGACCACUCGUCGCUCUACUGGAAGGAAGCGAUGCUGGCGAAGAAGGCCAUGGCAGUGCUGGAAGGGGAGGGAAAGCAGGCGGCUGCUUCUGCUCCUCGACCUGCCAAGAAACUUGAGGGCGUCGCGACAACCGUACAGGCGAAGAGGAGAGGAGGACAUGUGCCCUCGGCGCAGGCGAAGAUCGCAGCGCACGUGAAAGAGGCUGCGGUGAAGAGGCUUGCGAAGAAGGCGGCAGCGGGGAAGGCACGGACGAAGGGAGGAGCGGCGGCAGGGAGCGAGGGGCUGGCGUAUCGGGAGGAGAAAUCCCUAAGACAAUCGAUGCAGGAGAGCAAUCAGGCGUUGGAGUCAGCACUGAAAGACCAUGAGAGCUUCUCUAACUGA